This is a messenger RNA of Colletotrichum lupini, 2703 nucleotides long. RefSeq names its product RFX DNA-binding domain-containing protein. Lineage: Eukaryota; Fungi; Ascomycota; Sordariomycetes; Glomerellales; Glomerellaceae. Gene Ontology annotation, molecular function: RNA polymerase II cis-regulatory region sequence-specific DNA binding; DNA-binding transcription factor activity, RNA polymerase II-specific. The coding region runs from base 1 to 2703 and encodes 900 amino acids. The transcript has 3 exons. The record is from RefSeq and is a predicted model, not a curated record. Gene Ontology annotation, biological process: regulation of transcription by RNA polymerase II.
AUGACUGGCCUUUCUCAUCACCCUCCCAAAACAUUUCCCACAUCCACACUCUGCUCCUGGUCCUGCUCUCCCCCGACCACGUCCUUUAAGAUCUCGACGCUCACCACGGCGCACCGCGCUCUUCAAGGCUGCAGGGAUUCCGGAUUACUCUCACGACCUCGACGCUUCUUCUUCUUUCCUCACCCAUUUGUCCUUGCUCGGCGCACGUUGACUUCUUCAUUGUUUGGAAACGGCGUCCUGCAUGAUCCGUGUGUUUUCAUCGCAAAACAACAACAUCACAUCCUCACCGAGCUGACAGACAACGACCAAUGGAUCACGGCCCUCAGGGCGAAGAAGAGACCUCAGUCUCGGGCCUCGACUGCUUCGGUUCACAGCAUCUCAACGCAGCCUACUAUGGAGCAACAACAGUUUGCCGACGCGCCUGAACUGUACUCGGCACAAUGGGUCAACAACGACCAAAGACAGCAGAGAAGCCUCGCUCCCGCGUCGCGGAUCACACCAGAGGAGAUGAUGCUUCAUGCAGCUGCUACCCAGAUGCAGAACGCCCGCGAAUACUCGAUGCCGCCCGGAAUGAAUGCCUCCAUGAGCCAGUCCAGUGCUCACAUGGGCCACUCAAUGUCUUUUCAGCAACAUCCCAUGCAAAGACACCCUUUGCCUUCCGAAAGUUUUGCCAAUAACAGCUUCACCGACGACAGCCAAAUGAUAGAUCGUGAUGAGGACGGCGAUUCUUUGGUUGGAGCUAUGGGCAUGCAGAAAUCUAGUUCCGCCAGAUCCAGUGCUAACAACGAGCUGGAGAUGCGUCACCUUUUCAAUGCUAACAAGCACCGCGGCCUUCAAGAUGUUGCCGGCGAACUGCACGGCAAUGAGCGAGGCCCCAACUCCGAACGCACCCGACAAGUCUUUGCCAUGCUUUGGAUCAACUCUGUAUGCACCAAGGGAAAGGGAUCUGUGCCUCGAGGACGCGUAUAUGCCAACUACGCGUCUCGCUGUGCCACCGAGAGAAUUACAGUCCUCAACCCAGCUAGUUUCGGAAAGCUUGUCCGUGUACUCUUCCCAGGUCUGAAGACGAGGCGACUUGGCGUGAGAGGAGAAUCAAAGUACCACUACGUCAACUUCUGCUUGGUUGACGACCAGCCUGACCUCCGCGAACCCGAGCCUCACAUUCCUCUGGCUAUCUCCGAACCCCCCCGUUCUCAAAGCUUCAGCGCGGCACCCGUCAAGGCCCAGCCUGCCGCUGCCGUCUUGCCAUCACCCGACGCUGCGAAACGGCCAGAGAGCCCAGCUCAAGCGACGCAUCACACCUCGAGGUCACAUAGCUUCUAUAGCCAUCCAAAUGUGACCAGCGCGGAUCAUCUGAACUCAUCGGCAUCGAAGACCUCAUUACAGUUCUCGUUCCCCUCGGAAGCGGAUGAGCUGCUUCUUCAAUCUAACGAACCUCUCGCGCUACCCCGGAUGGAGCCUUUCCUCCCCAGUGGAACUGACCCAGAUGCUGCCAAAAGCUUGUCUGCCCUGUAUAGAUCGCAUUGCACUUCCCUUGUGGAGUGUGUUCGCUACUGCAAGGAGAAGACGUUCUUCCACCUUUAUACGUCAUUCCAGGGCACGUUGACGAUGCCCGUUCAAAAGCUCCUCGGUCACCCGAGCCUCGCCCCUUGGAUCGAGGAAUGUGACUUUAUUCUGUACCAACGCAUGCUUAGAAUUAUCUCGGGGCUCACGCUCCAGGUCGUGCCCAAGCCAGUACUGGAUACGUUACGCGGCAUUUCCGAGCGCCUCGUACCUCACAUUCGAGAGGCUUUCCAGGGACAGCCGCACCACGUCAUCCGAGCCAAGGAGGCACCGGCAACUAUCUUUGCAGCUCUUCUGGACCGAGCUCUGCGGGUCAACCUUACUGCUCACGCAGCAGCCAACAUGCUGUCCAACCCGGCCAACCGCGAUCAGAUGUAUCUCGACUGGAUUACGAUGGUGCGUGUGCGCAAGGUGGCGGAGUGUGUUCCCACACGUGGUAUGGAUGACCUCGUCAACUUGCUCGUCACCGAACUGCGGGAUCUCCUUAGCCCCAUGAACGUCCCUUGGGAGGUGGAGUGCUUGACGGUCUAUGGCGACAUUGCCUUGAGAAACGGUCGCCAGCCCGGCGCCGAGAGCGCAGGCGAUCCUAACGGACAAAAUGUUUUGGAGCGAUGGGUUGGGUUCCUCAAGUCCCUUCCGAUACGGUUCCCUUAUGCGUCUCACACUGAGAUUGUCUACGCCGUGCAAAGAGUGGGCACAGCUGUGAUGCGGGAUCUUACCAUGGCUCAAGGCAAGAGUUUCGGCUCGUGGUGGGUGACGAAGUGCUGGAUCGACGAGAUGACUUGCUUCCUUGCCGAGCAGGGUGGUUUUCUUCAAAUGAAGACGUCGGGCGCGUCAGCAGCCAUGGCCAACCCUCAAUCGGCAGCCCAAGAGUCGAACCGCCAAGGAUCUCGGUUCAGCGCGGGUAGCGAGGAUUUCAAUUUCUCGAGUCUUCCUCAGGCACAACCAGACAAGGCGCCAUUCCCACCAUCAACAAGCCAGGGCCAGGUCGACUCUGCGGAUAUGUCGGCGGGAAACAACCCGGACGACAGCGGGAUCGGCAUCCGGACACCGGAGGAGGACUUCCCGAUGGAUAAAUACACCUUCUCGCACUCGGAGGUCAAUCAAGCGUUGCUUGCCAACGCUGAGUUGCAACAAUGA